Cuscuta campestris is the source of this 626-nucleotide messenger RNA. The record is from the annotation of a GenBank genome assembly. Lineage: Eukaryota; Viridiplantae; Streptophyta; Magnoliopsida; Solanales; Convolvulaceae.
CAGAACUGAAUGAGUUGAUUUGUUCAAAAAAGAGACGUACGCUGUUGAAAGCUAGAUCCACAUGAGUUGAUUUGUUCAAAAAAGAGACGUGUUUUGGGAUAAACUUUGUUUAUAAACAUGAUUUUAAGUUCCAAUGCCAAUGGCGGCCAAAACCACCAGAACCAAAUUCAACGUUUUUUCGUACCUCCUCGGCUUCAUUUCAGCGAAGGUUUCACUUGUUGUGUAUGGCUCUUUGGCUCUUCUCAUUUCGGCACCUCUUCCGAGACAACCUUUGUGCUUGCCUGGGAAGUAUUGUUGGUUUGUCCUUUUGCCUGCUUGUGAACACUCUCUCUGCUCUCUAGUUUCAUCCUGUUGUUUUUCUAUCUCACUAGCGGUCUUUUUCGGUAGUGUGACACUUAGAAUGCUGCCGCUUUGAAACACUGCUUUAAUCUUACCACUGCUUCAAUUCUUCUCUUUCUUGUUUGAUCUUCGGCUUCUUCUACAAUUUUCUUCCGAAGGCGUUUAUCCGUGUGGGGAUUCAAUAUGAGCCCUGUUGGGUUUAUAUACACAAGAAGAAAUGAUAUCAAAGAAACCAUAUGCAUACACAGAGAGAAUCUCUAAUUCAGAAAUACACUCUUGGGAUUUCU